This is a messenger RNA of Prunus armeniaca (apricot), 255 nucleotides long. NCBI's taxonomy places the organism in Eukaryota, Viridiplantae, Streptophyta, Magnoliopsida, Rosales, Rosaceae. The record is from the annotation of a GenBank genome assembly.
AUGGUGAACGAGGACGUAGAUUUAAGGAGUAAACCCGGCGUGGGUGUGAUGCCGGGGUCUCCGCAGGGUUCGUCUCGGGUUCCGGGAAAUUCGGGACGGGUCCUGUCAGCUUGGUAUCAGAGCUUAGGUUCAAUUUCUUGUGGACCCCACACCUUGUGUGCAUCCUUAAGUUGUGGGAUCAUGAUGGGUUCCGUCACGGGACGUCAUCAUUUUGACGCAGAGGACUAUUUGACAUGGGUGGAUUUAGGAUGUUGA